CUCUCUCUCUUUCUAUCUCCUGAGAUUUACAAUUGUUUCCAAUCAUCAUAAUAUAAAGACGGCACCUUUAGCUCUAUCUUCACUCACUCACUCACUCACUCACCUCUAUUGAAUGGAUAAACAAUUGAUUUGUACUCUAAUUAUAUCUCCAAUCUAACUCAGAUCCGCCGGCCUCAAUAUUUUCGAUUCGGUUUCUUCACAGGCCAUAUUGUACUGAAUAGUUGUGAGUGGUAUUUCUUCACAGACUCAAAAUCCUCUGUAACACGACUAUUUUUGAGGUAGUAGUUUCACCCCAACAAGAAAAAAGGGAAAAAACUUUGGGUGGUUGGAGAGGCGGAGGCCUAAGUAUUAGUGAAUCAACAUAAAUGUCGAGGGGACGGCCAGAUGGAGCACAAAAGAAGCGGUUGUUGACUAUUAUAUUUGCUGUGGCUCUGUUUCUUGUUUUUCUAUAUGUCUACCAUGGCUCUAAGAAUACCGGGGAGUCUGCGUUAGAGUAUGGGAGCCGGUCUUUGAGAAAGCUGGGGUCUUCUUACUUGGGUGGAGAUGAAGAUUCCGAUCUUGGUAGUAAGCAAGAUGAAGCCAAGUUUGGGCUAGAUGACAGUGAGGAUGGUAUCACUCCCAGGAGCUUCCCUGUCUGUGAUGAUCGCCAUUCGGAGUUGAUUCCCUGUCUGGACAGAAAUCUUAUUUACCAAAUGAGAUUGAAACUGGACCUAUCAUUAAUGGAGCACUAUGAGAGGCACUGUCCGUUACCUGAGAGGCGGUUCAAUUGUUUGAUUCCUCCUCCUCCCGGGUACAAGGUCCCGAUUAAGUGGCCGACUAGCAGAGAUGAGGUUUGGAAAGCUAAUAUACCUCACACUCACCUUGCACACGAGAAGUCGGACCAGAACUGGAUGGUUGUUAAAGGCGAUAAGAUUCGUUUUCCAGGAGGAGGCACCCACUUUCAUUACGGAGCAGAUAAAUAUAUCGCGCACUUAGCAAAUAUGCUCAACUUUUCAAACAAUGUAUUGAACAAUGAAGGAAGAUUGCGCACAGUUUUUGACGUUGGAUGUGGUGUGGCAAGUUUUGGUGGUUACCUACUUGCAUCCGAUAUCCUUACCAUGUCGCUUGCUCCUAACGAUGUGCACCAAAAUCAAAUCCAAUUUGCUCUGGAGAGAGGGAUACCUGCAUAUCUAGGUGUUCUUGGGACGAAGAGGCUUCCUUAUCCAAGUAGGUCUUUCGAACUCGCUCACUGUUCUCGUUGUAGAAUCGAUUGGCUACAGAGGGAUGGGAUCCUUCUCCUUGAAUUAGAUCGGGUGCUUAGACCAGGAGGCUAUUUCGCCUACUCGUCUCCUGAAGCUUAUGCUCAGGACGAAGAGGAUCUGAGAAUAUGGAAGGAGAUGAGUGCCCUAGUCGAGCGCAUGUGUUGGAGAAUCGCGGUUAAGAAAAACCAAACUGUCAUCUGGCAGAAGCCAUUGAGUAAUGAUUGCUAUUUGGAGAGAGAACCCGGUACUCAGCCACCUCUCUGCCGUUCUGAUGACGACCCUGAUGCUGUCGGGAGUGUGCUGAUGGAGGCAUGCAUUACUCCUUAUUCUGACCAUGAUCACAAAACGAAAGGUAGCGGACUGGCACCAUGGCCUGCUCGAUUAACUACUCCCCCUCCACGCCUUGCUGAUUUUGGCUAUUCGAGUGAUAUGUUUGAGAAGGACAUGGAACUAUGGAGGCGGAGGGUUGACAACUACUGGAGUCUCUUGAGCCCGAAGAUCUCAUCUGACACUAUCAGGAAUGUGAUGGACAUGAAAGCGAAUUUGGGGUCUUUUGCUGCUGCCUUGAAAGACAAGGAUGUGUGGGUGAUGAAUGUGGUAGAUGUUGAUGGACCCAAAACGCUUAAGAUUGUCUAUGACAGAGGCUUGAUCGGUUCAGUUCAUAACUGGUGUGAGGCCUUCUCUACAUACCCGAGAACCUAUGAUUUGCUCCACGCGUGGAAUGUACUCUCAGACAUCAAGAAGAAGGGUUGCAGUGGCGAGGAUCUACUGCUUGAGAUGGACCGCAUUCUAAGGCCCACCGGAUUUGCCAUUUUCCGGGACAGGCAGCCAGUCAUCGACUUUGUGAAGAAAUAUCUGGGCGCGUUGCACUGGGAAGCAGUGGCGACUGGAGAGGCCAGUCAGGACGAUGGAGACGAGGUCGUUUUUAUCAUCCAGAAGAAGCUGUGGCUGACAAGUGAGAGCUUCAGAGAUGUAGAGUAAGCUGCUGUGGUUGGUUGAUGUGCUAUUGUUAUACUUGUUCAACAUAUUCUUGGGAUUAAAGAAGCAUUUCCCCAAGAAGUAAAGGGAAAUUCAUUUUUCUCUUCCAUUUCUUUUUCUUUUUGCCCCUUUUUGUGCUAAUUUAUGCUUUAGUGGACUAUGCAUUAAGUAAUUUUAUUUAUAGGCAAUAUUUAUUGUGUUUUUGUAAAAUUAAGAUUUUGGGGAACCAUAGAUGCUACUCAGAAUAAUUUACUAGCCAAAUAUUUAUGUCAUGAUUUAUAUUUACGCGUUUCCUCA
This is a messenger RNA of Salvia splendens (bonfire salvia), 2516 nucleotides long. RefSeq names its product probable methyltransferase PMT3. The record is from RefSeq and is a predicted model, not a curated record. Gene Ontology annotation, cellular component: trans-Golgi network; cytoplasm; endosome. Gene Ontology annotation, molecular function: methyltransferase activity. Bases 366 to 2222 code for a protein of 618 amino acids. The transcript is spliced from 8 exons. Lineage: Eukaryota; Viridiplantae; Streptophyta; Magnoliopsida; Lamiales; Lamiaceae.